Molecule: messenger RNA, 204 nt
Organism: Saccharomyces cerevisiae S288C
Lineage: Eukaryota; Fungi; Ascomycota; Saccharomycetes; Saccharomycetales; Saccharomycetaceae
Gene: YIL134C-A
Exons: 1
Coding region: 1-204 (67 amino acids)
Cellular component (GO): membrane
Source: RefSeq, marked reviewed
AUGGUUGUUGGCAGCGAAUUUAACAACACUGCAGAUGUAGAUGUCGUAGCUAUCCUUCUCACGUUGUUGAAUGCUGACUAUUUUGUUAUUAAGCAACGCCUUGUUAGUGCUUGUUUUACAAAGCGUAUUAAAUGGUAUUUUAUUUAUGCUAUCGCUUUAUUAUCUUUAUUUUCAUCACGUAACACGGUGUGUGCGCCAUAUUAA